AUCAGCAAUUAAUUAAAUAUUGUGAAAAAUGGAGACAGAUACUGAUACCCACUAUGCCUCAGUGAACACUGACAUGACAAAGCCUUUAUUAAAGACAGAUAAUAGCUUGAGAGAGCUCGGAGAGAAUGAAGUUCUUGUAAAAAUACACUCUGCUCCUAUCAAUCCAAGUGAUACUUAUAAUGCAAGAGGAGUUUAUGGUAUGCUUGGGGGAAGUACUGAUGGGCACGGUAUUGGAUUUGACGGUGCUGGAGAAGUCCUCAAAGUUGGAAAAGGAGUUGAUGAAGGGCUUGUAGGCAAGAGAGUUGCUGUAGGUCAGCUUCCUUUUACUCCUGGUUAUGAAGGAUCUUGGAGACAGUAUCUAAUUACUUUGAAAGACAAUUUGAUGAUCUAUCCUGAUGAUGCUGACUUUGAUAAGAUAUGUAGCAGCUUUGUUAAUCCUAUUACUGUAUGUACAUUCUUGCACCACAUUGAGAAGAAUAAGUAUAAGGCAAUUAUUCAAACUGCUGCAUCAUCCAGCUUGGGAAAAAUGCUCCACAGACUUUGCCUUGACAAAGAUGUUAAAAUAAUUAAUAUUGUAAGGAAAGAUGAGCAAGUUAAAGCUCUAGAAGAUCUUGGCUCAACUCAUACUGUAAACUCAAACAGUGAAACUUUCAAGGAGGAUCUUGCAAAGGCUAUUGAAGAGCUGCAGCCAACAGCCUUGUUCGACCCUGUAGGUGGAGAACUUUCAAAAACUAUCCUAAUGUCAAUGCCUACAUUCUCAACUCUUUAUAUCUACGGUAGUUUAGAUACAACAGGAACCUUUACUUAUAACAACAGAGAGUUGUUGUCCAAAAGAGCUACCCUGAUGACUGUAUUUGCCACAGACCUUGCCAAAUUCUGUACUCCAGAGGAGCUUCAGUCUUACUAUGAACUGGUCUCCAAAGAUAUUUAUGAAGGUGGAAAGAUCUUUGGGACUGAAGUAGUAUCCACUCAUCCUCUAUCUGACUUCGAGAAGGCUAUUGCUGAAAGAGAAGCAAGUGCUAGCCAAGGAAAGAUCAUUCUAAAACCAUGGGAAUAA
This is a messenger RNA of Moneuplotes crassus, 1057 nucleotides long. NCBI's taxonomy places the organism in Eukaryota, Ciliophora, Spirotrichea, Euplotida, Euplotidae. The record is from the annotation of a GenBank genome assembly.